This is a messenger RNA of Piliocolobus tephrosceles (Ugandan red Colobus), 8554 nucleotides long. It is a transcript of the gene NEDD4L, whose product is annotated as NEDD4 like E3 ubiquitin protein ligase. The coding region runs from base 430 to 3297 and encodes 955 amino acids. Lineage: Eukaryota; Metazoa; Chordata; Mammalia; Primates; Cercopithecidae. The transcript has 30 exons. Gene Ontology annotation, cellular component: cytoplasm. The record is from RefSeq and is a predicted model, not a curated record. Gene Ontology annotation, biological process: receptor internalization; protein ubiquitination; ubiquitin-dependent protein catabolic process. Gene Ontology annotation, molecular function: ubiquitin protein ligase activity; protein binding; sodium channel inhibitor activity.
GGGGGCCCGGACGGCGCUAGCGAGGAGGCGGGCGAGCCGGGUCCCCGGGAGCGCAGAGGAGGCUCGGAGAGGGGCGGAGAGCCGCGGGGCGUGAGGGAGGCGCGGGCCGCAGGGAGGGAAAGCCCGGCGGGCUCUGCGCCGCCGCCGCGCGCAGGGAGAGGCGCCGGGGCUGCCGCUGGGUGCUCGGCGCGCUCUCGGGAGCCGCCGGCCCGCUGUCCCGCAGCCUUCCGGGAAGAAGCGGCGCCGGCAGCGGCCGGGGCGCGCGUUCGGGUACCCUCACCUGCCGGCGCCCGGCCGCUUCCCCGGCAAGGCGUGCGCAGGGCAGGGUGCGGGACCUGGGGGGACCUGGAGGCAGAGGGGAGACCCGGCCGCCCGCGCCGCAGCGCAGCCGCCGGGAGCGCCCUCGACCCCGCGCGGGGCGCCGGCUCCAUGGCGACCGGGCUCGGGGAGCCGGUCUAUGGACUUUCCGAAGACGAGGGAGAGUCCCGAAUUCUCAGAGUAAAAGUUGUUUCUGGAAUUGAUCUCGCCAAAAAGGACAUCUUUGGAGCCAGUGAUCCAUACGUGAAACUUUCAUUGUACGUAGCAGAUGAGAAUAGAGAACUUGCUUUGGUCCAGACAAAAACAAUUAAAAAGACGCUGAACCCAAAAUGGAAUGAAGAAUUUUAUUUCAGGGUAAACCCAUCUAAUCACAGACUCCUAUUUGAAGUAUUUGACGAAAAUAGACUGACACGAGACGACUUCCUGGGCCAGGUGGACGUGCCCCUUAGUCACCUUCCGACCGAAGAUCCAACCAUGGAGCGACCCUAUACCUUUAAGGACUUUCUCCUCAGACCAAGAAGUCAUAAGUCUCGAGUUAAGGGAUUUUUGCGACUGAAAAUGGCCUAUAUGCCGAAAAAUGGAGGUCAAGAUGAAGAAAACAGUGACCAGAGGGACGACAUGGAGCAUGGAUGGGAAGUUGUUGACUCAAAUGACUCGGCUUCUCAGCACCAAGAGGAACUUCCUCCUCCUCCUCUGCCUCCCGGGUGGGAAGAAAAAGUGGACAAUUUAGGCCGAACUUACUAUGUCAACCACAACAACCGGACCACUCAGUGGCACCGACCAAGCCUGAUGGACGUGUCCUCCGAGUCAGACAAUAACAUCAGACAGAUCAACCAGGAGGCAGCGCAUCGUCGCUUCCGCUCCCGCAGGCAUAUCAGUGAGGACUUGGAGCCCGAGCCCUCGGAGGGCGGGGAUGUCCCCGAGCCCUGGGAGACCAUUUCAGAGGAAGUGAAUAUCGCUGGAGACUCUCUCGGUCUGACUCUGCCCCCACCACCGGCCUCCCCGGGAUCUCGGACCAGCCCUCAGGAGCUGUCAGAGGAACUGAGCAGAAGGCUUCAGAUCACUCCAGACGCCAAUGGGGAACAGUUCAGCUCUUUGGUUCAAAGAGAACCCUCCUCACGGUUGAGGUCAUGCAGUGUCACCGACGCGGUUGCAGAACAGGGCCAUCUACCACCGCCAUCAGUGGCCUAUGUACAUACCACGCCGGGUCUGCCUUCAGGCUGGGAAGAAAGAAAAGAUGCUAAGGGGCGCACAUACUAUGUCAAUCAUAACAAUCGAACCACAACUUGGACUCGACCUAUCAUGCAGCUUGCAGAAGAUGGUGCGUCUGGAUCAGCCGCAAACAGUAACAACCAUCUAAUCGAGCCUCAGAUCCGCCGGCCUCGUAGCCUCAGCUCGCCAACAGUAACUUUAUCUGCCCCGCUGGAGGGUGCCAAGGACUCACCCGUACGUCGGGCUGUGAAAGACACCCUUUCCAACCCACAGUCCCCACAGCCAUCACCUUACAACUCCCCCAAACCACAACACAAAGUCACACAGAGCUUCUUGCCACCCGGCUGGGAAAUGAGGAUAGCGCCCAACGGCCGGCCCUUCUUCAUUGAUCAUAACACAAAGACCACAACCUGGGAAGAUCCACGUUUGAAAUUUCCAGUGCAUAUGCGGUCAAAGACAUCUUUAAACCCCAAUGACCUUGGUCCCCUUCCUCCUGGCUGGGAAGAAAGAAUUCACUUGGAUGGCCGAACGUUUUAUAUUGAUCAUAAUAGCAAAAUUACUCAGUGGGAAGACCCGAGACUGCAGAACCCAGCUAUUACUGGUCCGGCUGUUCCUUACUCCAGAGAAUUUAAGCAGAAAUAUGACUACUUCAGGAAGAAAUUAAAGAAACCUGCUGAUAUCCCCAAUAGGUUUGAAAUGAAACUUCACAGAAAUAACAUAUUUGAAGAGUCCUAUCGGAGAAUUAUGUCCGUGAAAAGACCAGAUGUCCUAAAAGCUAGACUGUGGAUUGAGUUUGAAUCAGAGAAAGGUCUUGACUAUGGGGGUGUCGCCAGAGAAUGGUUCUUCUUACUGUCCAAAGAGAUGUUCAACCCCUACUACGGCCUCUUUGAGUACUCUGCCACGGACAACUACACCCUUCAGAUCAACCCUAAUUCAGGCCUCUGUAAUGAAGAUCAUUUGUCCUACUUCACUUUCAUUGGAAGAGUUGCUGGUCUGGCCGUAUUUCAUGGAAAGCUCUUAGAUGGUUUCUUCAUUAGACCAUUUUACAAGAUGAUGUUGGGAAAGCAGAUAACCCUGAAUGACAUGGAAUCUGUGGAUAGUGAAUAUUACAACUCUUUGAAAUGGAUCCUGGAGAAUGACCCUACUGAGCUGGACCUCAUGUUCUGCAUAGAUGAAGAAAACUUCGGACAGACAUAUCAAGUGGAUUUGAAGCCCAAUGGGUCAGAAAUAAUGGUCACAAACGAAAACAAAAGGGAAUAUAUCGACUUAGUCAUCCAGUGGAGAUUUGUGAACAGGGUUCAGAAGCAGAUGAACGCCUUCUUGGAGGGAUUCACAGAACUGCUUCCUAUUGAUUUGAUUAAAAUUUUUGAUGAAAAUGAGCUGGAGUUGCUCAUGUGCGGCCUCGGUGAUGUGGACGUGAAUGACUGGAGACAGCAUUCUAUUUACAAGAACGGCUACUGUCCAAACCACCCUGUCAUUCAGUGGUUCUGGAAGGCUGUGCUACUCAUGGACGCCGAAAAGCGUAUCCGGUUACUGCAGUUUGUCACAGGGACAUCGCGAGUACCUAUGAAUGGAUUUGCCGAACUUUAUGGUUCCAAUGGUCCUCAGCUGUUUACAAUAGAGCAAUGGGGCAGUCCUGAGAAACUUCCCAGAGCUCACACAUGCUUUAAUCGCCUUGACUUACCUCCAUAUGAAACCUUUGAAGAUUUACGAGAGAAACUUCUCAUGGCCGUGGAAAAUGCUCAAGGAUUUGAAGGGGUGGAUUAAGCACCCUCUGCCUCGGGGGUGUUUGUUCUUCAAGCAAGUUCUGCUUGCACUUUUGCAUUUGCCUAACAGACUUUUGCAGAGGCGAUGGCAGAGAGCAGCUGCAGGCAUGGUCCCUGGAGCCGAGCCUUCGCCUUGCACUCGUCCAAGUUCGGAUGUGGGAACCUGGUCCCAGCUUGAGUUUCUGCAUUUCCCACCACAAAUUAUCAACUGGUUGAUGUGUACACUAAUUACAUUUCAGGAGGACUUAUGCUAUUUAUGUUGUGCCUCUGCAGGCAAAGCCCUUAAUAAAUAUUUUACAUCCUUUCUAAUGACAAUGAAUGGAAUUAAUCACUCUACAGGUAUAGUAUUACAACUCAUGUUUACUUUUUAAAAUGAUUUAGACCGAUUUUCAGAUUUUAUUUCGUUAUGAUUAAAGACGUCUCAUGUACUUGGAAAAGUGAGCAUUUUUUUUUUUUUUAUAUUCCACUUUCAUACCAGGCUUAAUGUCAAUGACAUUUUUAUUUUUGAAGUCUCUGACACCUCCACCCUCUACUUUAUUAGAAUUGGAAGGCAAAUUUUUGUCCAAAAACCUUCUACAGACAAGUACUUUGAGAGAAUUUCCAAUAUAAUAUUAGACAUAAUAAUUUUUUCCAUACUCAGAAUGAAUAACUGGAUAUUAUGUUUUUGUUUUGGGGUUUUUUUGUACAAAUUUAGCUAAUAGCUACAGGCCGAGAGAAUUGUAACAUAGCAUGACAAAUUUUGUGUUGACUUGAAAGGAAUCACACCAUUAUUCCUUAGAAGUAAUUACAUGUGCUCUAACACAUUUGAGACAGGGUUGGACUCCCAUUUCUCAUCAGAGAAAUUAUUUAGCCCUUCCUGGCGCUGUACAGUCAUCUUUUAUUCUAUUUCCUCUUCGCUGUUUGUAGUAGAGACAUUUUGAAUGAAACUUGGCACUGCUUGAUUCAAAACUGUGGAAACCAGAUCUGUUCAGUCUCCUGUUUGUAUGUGUUUGCUAAUGGUAGCUAAAUAACCAGUUUUUGUUGUAAAUGCACCAAUUCUGAAGGCACUUUAUGUACUACAUGGAAGUCAUGUCUGGUUUUGUUUUUAUUUUUUUAUCAUGAACAUUAAAUGUGAUGAUGAUUUCUUUUCCCUGCACACUUCUUUCCGGUGCAAUAUCUAUCCAUUGUGAAUCUGGCUGCUGGUGUAUAAAAAUCUGGAUGUAAAGCUGAGCCUACAGACCUGUCCUCACCAACUGUUUUGUGAUUUCUACUCAACUACAAAGAUUUAUUUAAUGUACACUUAAUCUAACUGAGUUUUGUUACCAAUGACCUGUUGCAUGCUUCGAUACCAUGUACUGCCUGAGUUGUGUCUGUUGUGUGCUAGAUUAAAAGUGAGACAGAGACUUGACUUGAUCCUCUGAGCUCAAGCUGUUGAGCUGGUAGUGGCAGAGGACUGAGGGUACCUGCAUAGUUUGAUUCUUUUCCACGUGUAAGUCUCCAUUGCAGAAUUGUCGUGCUUUGAGAAAACACCUGAGGUAGUGUAGGAGUUGAACGACCCCAUUGUCCUUUUUAACCUGUGUUGUCCUAGACCCUGUCUUAGGGGACACUAGAGAUUUGAUCUCAUGCCAGUCAUCAAUAGGACAAAAGAGUUGUGGUUUGGGGAGGUCCGUUUGUUACAUAAAAAGAACCUUUCUGUGUAAGAAAUUGCCUUUUUUACCGUGCCCUGGGUGGCAUGUGAGAAGCCAUGGAAGGUUGUCGUCGUAAAUGAGUUGUCUGAAGGGGUGCAGAGGCCUGAGGUUUCUAAAAGAAGGUAGAUUUCUACAGAGCUGAGUGUUGGUUCCUUUUUCUUAUUGGUUGAAAAGUACCUGGUAGUGAUCAGAAAACUUAGAUGCUAUGUAACUUAAAAAAAAAAAAAAAAAUCCUGCUCAUUGGUUUUGACUGUUGGUGAGACGUUUCCCCUACAGUUAACAUAACAAAUGUCUCAGUGGUAAAAAAUCCCCUUUUUGUAAGCCCCUGUAGUCUAGAGUCAGUUUUCUUUUUAAGAAUCAUGCCAGAGCCUGAGUUGAGCAGUACGCUUUCUUGGUUUUUGAGAGUAAUCGUGUAAUUGUAGAGGGAGAAAUCCAGUUCUAGCCUAAGAACUGGGAUUCUUCUGUCAUCUUGUAAACUAUGUAUUGAAAAAAACAGAAUAGUCACUAAAUGCAUAUUAAGUCAAGUAUUGGAAAGUAUAAAAGAAAAAUCAUUCUGACAAUUUCUAAGCCAGAAGCAAACAAGAAUUACUGAAAUCCACCCCAUGAAUUCUUGGAAGGCAGUAAUUGUGAGUGACACCUCAGUUCAUCAACCCCUUAAUAAUACCAGCUUAAUUUAAAUGACAACUAAAUAUUGCUGAAGUGGGGUUUUAGUAUUUUUUUUAAAAAAGCAAAACAAGGUUCACUAGUCCUCAGCAAUUCUCGAAGUUUCUCUCUUUGCCUAAAAUGGUCAUAGAUCUUGAUUCUUCUGAAUCAUGAUGACCACGCCCCAUCAUCUUCACAGCAUAAUUGCAGGUGGCAGGAAAGACAGUGUGCUCUGUGCUGGGUGAGGAGCAGUUGCUGGGCCAUUCCUUGGGCCCCGACCUGCCCUGUGAGUAGCCCUGGGGGAGAGAGGGCAGUGCUGCCUAUCCCAGAGGUCGCAGCAGCCACGCCGCUCUGCAGGCUGGGCUCUCUUUAUAGCCAGAGAAAUCACCUUAAUGCAGUUUCUUUAGUUGUCUGCUGAAGCUGUAAUUAUUAUGGGCCACUUACGUGAGGCUGAGAAGUACGUGCCAGAGUUCAUGCACUGCCUAUUGCAGGUUUCUUAACAUCAGUUAUCACGGCUGCCUGUGUGUCCUGGCUAUUUCCAUUCCUGCCCCUUGUUGGCCCGAGGAAGGACGUGGAAAGAGCGCCUGGCGGGACGAAGGUCCAACAGCCUGUGCCUCUCCACCGCUGGUCCCGGAGCCGGCAGCAAUGAGGCAUUCAUUUUCUGUGUUACAGUGUACUCCCAGCUUCAGUGCUCUUUUCCUUUUUGCCUGAAAUGUUUAUGCUUCUCUGUAGCCAGUCCUCUAACAAAUCACAAGAACAAAGGUAAGACACUUGACUUUUGUUUCCAGGACCCUUCAGCAGGUGACAUCAGCUAUUCCCUGAAUUCAGACAAUGAGGGAUACAGAGCGACUUGGCGUGUAUUAUUUCUCCCAUGUAAGGACAAAGGGACAGAUUAUUAUUAAUAUUUUUGAGACAUAGUCUCGCUCUGUAGCUCAGGCUGGAGUUCAGUGGCUCAAUCUCAGCUCACUAUAACUUCUGCCUCGCGGCUUCAAGUGGUUCUUCUGCCUCAGCCUCGCCGAAUAGCUGGGAUUAUAGGCACCCGCCACCAGGCCUGGCUAAUUUUUGUAUUUUUAGUAGAGACAGUUUCACCAUGAUGGCCAGGCUGGUCUUGAACUCCUGACCUCAGGUGAUCCUCCUACCUCAGCCUUCCAACGUGCUGGGAUUACAGGCAUGAGCCACCGCACCCGGCCUCACAGUGACAGAUUCUGAGAAACAGUGUGCAAAACAUUUGAACCGUUUUCUACAUCUCCCAUUGUUGCAUAGACAGUGUGCACCGCUGCUCACUUGCCAGAGCCACAGUGGCCCUCUCGAAAGCCAGGUUCACACACAGCAACUUUUUAAUUGUUCUAACAGUUACCCAUUAACAGUCGACUCCUGUAUUUCUAAGAGUCUUGUACUCACCUCUGAAAUUUAAAAAUAUAUAAAGAGAGCCUGGGUUAAUCAGUUCUGCAGCCCCUACCCACUGUGCUAAUUCUGUCCUCCUUACCCUGCCCCUGCACCCCUGUACUUACAGGGAGAGGUGGGAGGCGCUGUCUGGUAUCAUUUUCUGCCUUGCCAGUAGGGGGUGCCGCUGUGCAGGUUAACUGCCUGGCCUGCUGUUUCCCUGACUUGCCCCGACCCCAAAGAUCACUUGCUACCUCUGUCAUUCAGGCAUUGGGGUACAUCCUGAUAAGUCAUGUCAGAGCUGCCAAUUUCAGGACUGAGAUGUGUUUUUAAAAAACAAAUCCUUAUAAACUCCACUUUGUACUUUAGAUUUUAAAACGGGGGAAAAAAAUGUGAUGUUCUUUGGACCACUUUUUUAAUUUAUAUAAGCCUUAAUGAACAGUGUCUGUACAUUUGCAUACGCACACCCCCACCCCAGAGUGUUCUCAGUAUGUCAGAGAAAAUGCUGUAGCAUUCAGACAGGAGCUUGGAGAAUGGUCUCUAGAAAAAGGGUGGCUUCCUGUUGGCAUGAAAUUUUCCAAGCAAACCUCUCAUUAAACAUCCGUCGUUUGUUAAAGAUGUUCCACUCAAAGCAACGCAUGUUUUAAAGGCAUGUCUUUCUGUUCGUUGGUUUUAUGUGUGUAAGGAAUAGCAUUGCUGUUGGCACCUAAGCUUGCGUGCACUGCAUUCUCAACCCCGUACCAGUGCAUCAGAAGCCUUCCUCGUGACCGUAACUCUGUAUAACUCCGUGUCUGCAGAUAUCUGUGUUCCUAUGUAAGCCAGUUUUCCCCUUUCACUCAGACUAAUUUCACCGAGAUUGUCACGGUUUCCUUCAUGUUAACUUUGCGUGACUUUGUUCUUCCUUUACUACUAUGUAUGUAAUAUAUAUACAUAUAUACGUACAUAUGCUGUCCAAAUAUAUUUGUAUAUAUUUGUAUAGCAUUUUUACACCUUUAUUCAGUAAUCUGGUUUCGAAAGGGGGUGAGAGCUUAGUCCCUUCUACAGUUUUCUCCAAGCUGUGUCCCGCGAAUUUCGACCCUUGGAGCCUGAGAAAACCCUAGGAAGAUGAUGUUAAUUUGCUGUCAUUUCGUAAUUCAGGAUCUAUCAUCAAAUGAAACAUGAAAAAAGCAGUGACUUUUAAGGUGAAAAGUUUCAAGCAUUCCGAAUAAAUUAUCAAUGUGUCAUAACUUUUUAUUAUAAACCCACCACCUAAUAGGAAGCCAAGUACUAUUUGAUACAGUGGUAAAAACCAAACUACCUUGAAUUUUUUUUAAGACAACUUAUGAAUAAUGCUCAUUUCACAAUCAGAGUAGCUUUAAAAUAUGGUUGAAUUUGAUACACACAGGAAAAGUUUUCUUGAAGAACAAAUCCUUUUCGCUUUUCUUUUUUCUUGAGAGAUCUAAAGAGAAACUGUAGAUUGUUUUCCUGACAGCAAAAGACUGAUGUGACGAAAUGAAGUCAUUGUAAAGAAGCGAUGCAACUUGUCAAAUAUUUAAUAAAGAAUUAUGGAAGCUGGAACAUUUUCUA